Daldinia childiae is the source of this 3681-nucleotide messenger RNA. RefSeq lists its product as uncharacterized. Gene Ontology annotation, cellular component: membrane. Gene Ontology annotation, molecular function: protein binding. The coding region runs from base 1 to 3681 and encodes 1226 amino acids. NCBI's taxonomy places the organism in Eukaryota, Fungi, Ascomycota, Sordariomycetes, Xylariales, Hypoxylaceae. The record is from RefSeq and is a predicted model, not a curated record. The transcript is spliced from 3 exons.
AUGGAUCGACACGGGAGACCUGAAGAGGAGAUGUUCCUUAAUAAACCCGCUGAAGAUUGCGACAGCCCUACGGUUGAGCCUCUGAGAAUAUUCAAUCCCAAGAGUCCCAAACCUAGUUCCGAUAGAUUCAAAUAUCCUACCCCAGCAUCUUCCCAGCCUACUUUUCCCCUACCGCCGGGCGCCUCGAGCUCUGCUGCGCCUCUGCCAUACCCUGAUGACGACGACCAUCGAUUUGGUCAACCUUCCCAGUCGAGUCGACCUCCAUAUCCUGCCGACGACCGCCGGCCCUCUCUCAAUAAGAUAUACACGAGUCCUCCGGGCUCUUCACAUUCGGAUUCCUUUAACGACACCACCCCGCGAUUAGAAACAAGUCCUACCGGGAAAAGGCCCGGUCUUGCUGAACGACGGGGAACUGCUCCUAGACCUUUACCAGCGUCGCUUAGUCCGGCUAGCCCUCCAGGAGAGGAUACCGGUCUCUUUGCAAAACCUCUCGGCAACCAAGCGAAACCAGCGAAUAUUACUACUACCACGUCCUUCCCUAACUAUCAUCAAAAGCCCUACUACCCCCCACCUAGGGCGAGCUCUGCGGCUUCGAGCUCAAGCUCGAACAGCAAUGCGCGGCCCCAACCAACUGAAGACAAUCAUCUCAAGAUGCCAGACAGCGGCGUAAACCGCUUUGCAUCCACAGCUUCUACCUCAACCACAAGAGCAAGCCGAGGAUCUCCACCCCCGCCGGAGACUCCUAUCGUAGAACCAGGUACUAUCCCCGGAGGAGGUAUCGAGGCGAGAUAUGCGGCUGCUGGAAUAUCAGGAACCGCAACUCUUAAUAGUCUUCAGAGCUCAGCGGCGGCUCAACGGUUGGCGCAAUACGGACAACAUCCGGCUACGCAGCAGCCACCUCGUCCUUGGACGCCGACGGAGGCUCCCGAUCAACAGCCACAUGGCCCCCCUACCGUAUACCAGGGAGCAAACCCCGUCACUAGUCCCACUGCUCCGACUUUUGGCGCGCAGGCAACGCGGCCAGUGAACACCACCAAUACAGGCUCAAGCACAGCUUCGGCCACCGGCUCAGCUUCUGGCUCGGGGCCGAAUACAAGUGGCGGACCUGCACUUCAGAUCAGCGUGUUAGAACAAGAUUUCCAGAGAAUGCAAAUGUCACCAAGUCCUCCUCCCGCAUACUCCAGCAUCAAUCCAGGUGGUGGAAGCUCCUCCGCAUACCCCAAUGAGAAGCAGCGGCCAGCCCAGCCAAGUUCAAGCUCGUCGACACCAGCCCAAUCUACCCAAGCCACAUCAUCACCACCGCCCAAGAAGCAAGCAGAAGUAGCCGCUGCUGCUCUUGCGUCCCCGGCUCUACAACAUCCCGGACACCCUGCUUUCGCGAACGAUCCCAGGCCGGAACAGCAGCAACAAAAUGGCCAACCAGUACAGCAGACCGUUGUUACUCACACUCCCUCUCCGUUCCAAGGACAAGGUCCAACUUCUCCGCCGCCGCUACCUGAGGGUUGGAUCGCGCAUCUCGACCAGAACUCGGGCCAGUAUUAUUACAUCCAUCUAGCUUCGCAAGCUACUCAAUGGGAGUUCCCCAAGGGUCCCAACCCUAUCCACCACGAGGCACCACCUCUAUCUCCGACCGCAUCAACCUACGGCAACCCUCUCGGAUCGCCGAUGUUCGGCAAGCAGAGCGCGAUGGCCUCGCCUAUGUUCCCGCCGCAGACGCCCGGUUAUGCCGAGAGCAUCAUGAGCGUCGCAACAGCCACGCCGACAGCAGCCGGCUUCACGGGACCGCCUCCCGGCGCCGGAGUGGACAUGUACAAAGUCCAGCCGACGAACAACGUCUACUUCGGCCCGUAUCUCCGGUACACGAACAUGGAGGUCGAGAAGGGGAUCUGGCACGGAAGUGUCCUCAUCGUCACGGACGCUCCCCAACCCCCCACCAUCCACAUCCACCGCAGCGUCGACCUAUCCCCGAACCCGCGACAACUCGUGCCCCAUACGAUCUUCACGCACCAAAGGUGGCAGUUCUUCAAAUACGACGUCGACCUGCAGAUGGGCGACGGCGCGACGGAAAGAUGGACGUACGCCGUGACGUCGCACCUAGGCUGCACGCGGUACGAAUUCGUCGUCGCGGGCCGCAGCGAGACGAACUGGCGCUUCAUAGCGCACUCGGGCAACGACUUCGCGGCGAGCACGUCGCAGGGCGAGCGCAGCAAGCUAGGCGGGCUGGGCUUCAUGUGGAAGGACGUGCUGCAGAAGAACGUGGACUGCGGCGGCUUCCACGUGCAGCUCGGGCUCGGCGACCAGAUCUACGGCGACAGGCUGUGGAAGGAAGUCCCGCUGCUGAAGCAGUGGCUGGCGCUGCCGGGCCGCGACAACAGGAAGAAUGCGGCGUGGACGGCGCGCCACGAGGAGGACGUGUCGCAUGCUUAUUUCCACUUCUACACGAGCCAUUUCGACCAGCCGUUCUUGCGCGAGGCGUUUGCGCAGAUCCCGCAUAUUUGCCAGAUCGACGAUCACGACAUAUUCGACGGCUACGGCUCAUACCCCGAUUACAUGCAGAACUCUCAGAUGUUCAAGAACAUCGGCCGGAUAGCAGUCGACAUGUACCUUCUAUUCCAGCACCACACCACGCUAGAAGUCCUGCGGAAUGUAAGCCACGAUAUGGAUCUGUUCACGGUCACGGGCCAGGGCUGGCAUUUCAUCAAGUACCUCGGACCAGCCGUGGUCGUAGCCGGCGUGGACUUGCGGUCGGAACGAACGCAAACCCGCGUGCUCGCGGGCCCGACGUAUCAAGGCUUAUUCCCUAAAAUCGCCAUGCUGCCGCCUAGCGUGCAGCACUGCUUGUGGAUGUUGUCGGUGCCUAUCGUCUACCCGCGUCUGGACACGGUAGAGAGCCUGGCAAAUACGUUCGCGACGGGCAAGAAGGCGGUUAACACGACGUACAAUGUGUUAGGUAAGGUGACGAGUUCGGUGGCAGGUAUUGUCGGCGGCAAGGAGAUGGUUGCCCAGGGCUUCAGUCAGGUCAAGAAGGCCGUCGGCAAGUCUGGUCUUAUGGGCAACGUGGUCAACCAGUUCGGUGACUUGGAUAUCGGCGAGAUCCUGAAGGAUAUGUGGACUCACGAAAGCAAGGAUCUCGAACGAACGUAUUUAAUUCGCACGUUGCAGGGGAUAUCGCAUCAGAAGGGCUUGCGUAUGACCUUCUUGUCUGGAGACGUCAACGCCGCCGGCGCCGGCUUAGUUCACGACCCAACACACCCCAGCGACCACAAAACCAUGUACCAAAUCAUCACUUCGCCCAUCGUCGCCGCGCCCGCCGCGCAAUACAUCCUCAAGAUGCUACACAGCAACCGGACGCACUACGUCCCAGUCAACGGACAGCGGUCCUCGCCCAACGAGGUCAGCGACACCAAAGAAGACAUGAUGGAGAUCUUCCACACGGACGCCAGCGGCGCGCCCCGCGAGCUCAAGAAGCUUAUGGGCCGACGCAAUUACGUGGCCGUCGUGGCGUAUGACCCGGAUGCUGUUCCUGCUACUCCGUAUGGGCCGAACCAGACGCAGCUGGCGAAUGGUGGGGUUAGUCGGUUGAGUCUCGCGGUGGAUUUUGUGGUUCAGGGUGAUGGCGCGUUUACGACGCCGACGAAGUACGGGCCGGUUAUUGUACCGCAUUUGGAGUUUGGGAGGUAA